Molecule: messenger RNA, 5807 nt
Organism: Cinara cedri
Lineage: Eukaryota; Metazoa; Arthropoda; Insecta; Hemiptera; Aphididae
Source: the annotation of a GenBank genome assembly
UAUUGAGUAUUUUUAAAAUAUAAUUAAUUGAUGCAUAUUAAUUCGAAUGUAUUUUAAAAGAGAAAUCAUUUAGUGAAAUAAUAAAUUGUACAAUCAUUGUAAACUGGAGCAAAAUUGCUGGUAGAAAAUGUGAACACAUGAGAAAAAAAGACUAUAAUAUUUUAACCAUUUUUAAACUAUUUAUUACAAUUAUUUUACUAAGAAAAUAUCAGAUUAAUGAAUAAAAGAAAAAGACGUCCUACUCGUCCUAGAAUAUUGGGGUUGAGUGCAGCCACUAUUAUAAGUAAUUUAAUAUACACUUGUAAGCAAUGACUAACCAUUACUAACGAAAAAGCGAUUCUAAAUGGAGUUCAGUUGCUUUGUCAACAACAUAUAUGUUAUAUUAUGGUAAAAUUUCAAUUAAUCAAAUUCCAAACUUAAAAUUAAAUAUAAUAUUUAUUUAAUUUAUCAAUUUUCCAGCUUUUCCUACAUUUUUCCCGUUUUUCUUACUUUUUUUAUUCAGUUUUUCACAUUUGUUGUGAAAACUCUGAAGAAAAUUGAAAAAGUACCUCCCCACAUCGAUUUCCUUUCAAAAAUGGUGCUGCACAUAAAAAUUGGAGCAAGAUCUUUAGUAGAAAAGUUGUCCAAAGAUAAAAAAUAAACAUUUUUGUCAAACCAUGAGCUCCAUUCAGAAUCUAAAAAACCUUUAUACUUUUUUUUGUUAGUUGUCAACGGCUUGAAUUCAAAAAAAGACGAUACUGUUAGAACGGUUGAGUCUGCUAAACUAUUCAAAAACAAAAUAAAUGCUAUCUUUGACACGUUAAAUGAUUGGAAUCUUCAAACCAAGGUUAAUAUUAUAUUAUUUACUUUUAAAAAUUAAAAUUUUAGAAAAAAAUUCAGCGAAUUACGUUGCAGUCGAUUUAUUAAUAUUAUGUGGAUUAUAUUUUUUUAAAUGUUAUAUCUUAAUUAGAGUGAUGAAAUUAAAUUUUUGAUACACCUAAUAAGUGUUUACCAUGGUUAGCUAAUCAUAUUGUCAGACAAACUUAAUGCUAGCCCUGAUGUUCGUAGGACAUAAUUUUUUUUUUUUUAGUUUGUAUUUUUAAAGAAUAUAUUCAUAGGAAAUUAAAUAAUGUUACCCAGUUGUUAACUAUGUGAAGUAUUUUUUUGGUUUUUGUAGUUUUUUGCCUAUACUAUAAUUAUAUCAAAUUUAAAGUUUAAAAGACGGACACACUUCGCACGUGGUUGUAGUAGCUGUUGUAGGUGGGAAGUUAGGAAGUUAAGAUACAGAAGGAAAUUGAAUGUACUUAUAUCUGUAAGCAACAAUAAACCAUUGCUAACGAAAAACGAUUCUGAGCGGAAUUCAGUUGAUAGUGUUGCUUUGUCAACAAUAUAUACGUCAUAUUAUGGUAAAAUAAUUAAAUAGGCAUUAUAUAUUUUCUUUAAUAUUGUACUGAUUUUCUCGUUUUUCCUAUGUUUUUCCCAGUUUUUUAAAUUUAUUGGAAAAACACCCGGUUAAUUGUUGCUUACAGAUAUACAUUAAAUUACUUAUAAUAGUGGCUUUACCCGUUCCUAUUACUCUCGGAAAGCCUUUUUUCUAUUGCAACAAUAUUUCUGGUAGAAAACAUAGUGAAUUAGCAUCGUAAAUGUAUUAGUUUUCAUUUUACUAAAUAUUAUGAAAACUACUUGGAAAAUCAAAAAAACAACUUACUUCGUGAGUAACUAGAUCCAUAAUUAAACAAAAAAAGUUUGUUGUCAUUUUUCUACUAGAUCAAAAUAUCUGGUAGAAAGUAGUGGUGGGAGUCGGUAUAGAUGGAACCAUCGUGAUAUGAUUUCAAGUGGUAUACUAACAUAUUGGCCUUGCCUAUAGAGUAGCUCUGCUGAGAUAGUAACCGUACUAAUAUGAUAGAGCAUAGAAUGAAUAAUUACUCAAAUAGUCUAAGGCCGUGCUGCAUAGUCUGUACAUUAACAUUGAAGAUAUCUGUAUCAAUGGGUCUGUGGUGUAAAAUUGAUAAAUUAUGAAUGAUAGUUAUAGAAGACAUGCAUUUUGUUCUGAUACCACUAUUACCUUUCGCUAGCAGUAUUUGAUUUGAAAGUUCAGGGGUUAAAUUUGUUUUAAUAAAUAAAUAAAUAAAUUACCUUAUUAGCCAUUUUUAAAUUUUGAGAACCACUGAGCUAUCUUAUCAUUAUCAGAAAAUUAUACGUAAACAAAAUACUAAAUAGUCUUUUUUCUGUGGUCUUCAUUCUUUAGUUAAUUACUGAACCUAAACGUAAUACUUGUUAAUUUAUAAAAUAACUCAGUAGCUAAUUGCUAUACUCUUAGAUUUUUCGUUAAAAAAAAAGGAAGAUAAAUAGGUACUAAUUUAAAAAAUGUUGGAUUCUCAAGAUGCUAAUCGACCAGAGUUACUCGAGGAAGUAAAGUUGUAUCGUAAUGCCCGUGAACGGGAAAAGUAUGAUAAUAUGGCCGACUUCUAUGCUCUUGUCAAUACUCUUCAACAUUUGGAAAAAGCAUAUAUACGCGAUUGUGUGACUCCCAAAGAAUAUACUGCCGCAUGUUCGAAGCUUCUUGUUCAAUGCAAAGCUUCUUUCAAACAAAUACAAGGAGACGAUUUUCCAACAAUUGAAACAUUUGUCAAGAAAUAUAAAUUAGACUGUCCAGCAGCAAUAGAACGCAUCAAGGAAGACAGACCAAUUACUAUUAAGGAUGAUAAAGGCAAUACUAGUAAAUGUAUUGCAGAUAUUGUGUCUUUGUUCAUAACUAUCAUGGAUAAACUUAGGUUAGUAUCAACAAUUUAAGUAAAUAAAAUGUUAAAAUGUUUCGUUUGUUAAUUAGUUAUGUAUAAAUCAUUAAUUUUCAAAAAUAUUUCUUAAUCAUUAAAAUGAUAAUUUGCUAUAUUUGGUCAUAUGCUAUUGCCUAAUUUCGGUCACCAAAAAUGUUGACUUGAUGAAUAUAACUUUUAUCAUUAAUGAUUAAUGAUUUAAUAUCUGAACAUAUGUUGGUAUAUCUGUCUACUUUAUAGUUACAUAGACUAAAUGAGCAGCUGAAAAUUAUAUUUUGAACUCAACUGCCUAUUCUUUUAUCUCCAUUGUAUUUUAGUAUUCAUUUCAUGUAAAAUCUGCUUAUUGAAUAUUGUGUUUACUAUUGCCAGAUCUACAAAUUAUGGUACCAGGGACAAAACAUACAAUUAGUACCUACCCCUAUUAGUUACAGAAAAAAAAAAAAAAGCCGAUACCAGGGAUGGGUGUGGCCACUGUUGUAUAGGUGGGUAGUAGAGAAGAUGGGAUACAUAAAGUUAUUUAAUUUAUACCUGUAACCUACAAUAAACUAUUGAUAACGAAAACCCAUUCACAGCGAAGUUUGAUUAUGCGAAUAAACCGUAAUAUUUAAGAUUUUCGUCAAAAUUGAUUUUCAUAUUAAAAAAAAAAAAUACAUUAAACUAGUUUUUUUUUUUUGAACAUUAAGUCAACUUAUAAUGAACUUCCUAUCAAAUUUUCAAGCAUUUCUGUCUGUCUGACAAUUUAUUUACAGAAUACCUAAUAAAUUCUAUAUUUAGUAUUUUUUGGUCAACUUCACUAUCAGUGGUGAAAUAUUAAAAGAAACAAAAUUAAUCUCUUUUCAUUUUUGGAUUGGAGCAAUAUAUUGUAGAAAACAUAAUAAAAACAUUAAUGCCGUACAUAUUUGCCGUUUUACCUAUAAUUUUUUUUUUCGGGUUUUUCCCAAUUAUUUCAAAAAUCUUUUGGAAAAUUGAAAAAUUAUGCUAAAAUUUGGUAGAAAAGUUAUUCGAACAGAAAAAAAAUCUACGUUUCUAAGUAUAAUUUAUAAUUGAGUAUACAAUUUAAAUCCAAUAGACGUUUGUAUAACCAAACAAAUAUUAAGAGGAGCUAGACCCUCAAAGCCCCACUAUGUUUAUUUCAAAGAUCUUUGAAUUUUUACUUGUUAUAUAGUUAUUUACCGAGCAUUUUUCUUGAUGUUAUUAGUUAUUUAGUUUUAGUACUUAUAUAUCAAUAUAAGUACUAAUAUAUUAGUACACAUAUAAUUACGCAUAUAUUUUAAACUAUAGGUUGGAUAUUAAAGCUAUGGAUGAAUUGCAACCGGAUCUUCGUGAUUUGAUGGAUACUAUGAACAGGCUUAGCAUAUUACCAGCUGACUUUGAAGGCAAACAAAAAGUAUCUGAUUGGUUAAGUUCAUUAUCUUCUAUGAAUGCUUCUGAUGAAUUAAAUGAAGCUCAAGUGAGGCAAUUGAUUUUUGAACUUGAAUCAUCUUACAAUGCAUUCAAUAAGUUGCUUCAUCAGUCAACUUAAUCAUGAUUAUUGAUAAUUUAACAUAAUGCAACUAUUAAAUACAUGUACAUUAAAGUAAAAUGUACGAGAAUAUUGUUUUAAAAAUGUAUUAAAUAAUUUAAUUUAUAAGAAUACAAAUUAUAAUAAAUUGAAUAUAAUUAUAUAUGAUAUUAGAAAAGACAUUUUUAUGAAUAUUAUAAUAGUUCACAAUGUUUAUGUAUAUAUAUUAUAUAUAUAUAUAAAAAAAAAGGAAAAAAUCAUUGCUAAUUUAUUUAGUAACAAUAAAAAAAAACAUCUUAUUAUUUAAAAUUUCACUAAAAAUUACUGAUCAAGUUGUUGAGACUCGUCAUUUUGCUCAGCUUCUGAAGCUGCCGGAGGAGGAGGUGAGGCUACAGCUCCAUCAUCUCGUUCAAAACCAGGAAACCUGUAGAUAUCUUGAUAUUGGAUAUUUUGAUCCAUAGAUAUAAAGCAACUCAAUGGGUUAGCAGCAGCAUCUAAUUCUAAAACUGGAUCAGCAGUUGCUUCAGCUAAAUUUGUUACAGACUUAGAUUUCAAACACUAGAAAAUAAAGAGACCAUUAAUUAAUAAAUUGUUAAUCCAAUGAUAUUUUAAGGGAAUGUUAUUCCAACGAGAAAUGUUCAUAAACUUUGUUAUGUAUAACAGCCAAUAGUAGAUUUUAUUUUAAACAAAAUUAAUAUUGUGUAUACUUUUAUUAUUUAUAAAUAUUACAAUAAUAAACUUCAGACAAAAAUAUUGAAGAAAAAAAAAAAGAUCGAUUGAUAAUCCACUGUUGUAAGUGAGAAGUUGGGAAGAACAUAUAUAGGGAAAUUUAAUUUACAUCUGUAUGCAACAAUAAAAUAAUUCGGAGAGAAGUUUUAAGACUUGUACUUACAUUUUCAUGUUUUUUCAAUUAUGACAACUUUUUGGAAAAUCAAAAAAUGACCACUUCAAAGUAUCACGUAAAUAUUAACUUUCAGGAAAGGUAUUAUAUUAUAAUAUAUUAAGAAAUCAGAGCAACAUUUUUAGUAGAAAGAUUGUUUACAGAUUAAAAAAAACAUCAUUGUAAAACCAAUACAUUCAUCACUACGCUCUCAAUCUAAAGUGGUAUAUUAUAAAUUUUAUUUUAUUUCUUAUUUCAAUUUGUUAAUUAUUUGUGCUCUUAUUUUGAACUAAAACUUAUUGUUAUUCGAAUACAAGAAAUUUUGUUUUAUUUUCUAUUGGAAGGAUAUAGAUACUUAGAGUAUUGUAUUAAAUUAAAGUAUUUAAUUAAUGUUCCGAAUUAAUAAACAAAUAGUUUACUUGGAAAUCGACAUGACGACUCUUUGCUUCUUCUUUUUCCCAUGACAUAUGAAUAAAUGGUCUUUGAACAUAAUUGUAUAUAACAUCUGCUCGACCUCCAGCCCUUUUUUUAAUUUUUUCUUUAUAUGUAGGAUAACCUUCAAUGCCUAGACGAAUCUUUUUAAGACCACGUUCUUUCAUAACUUGUUUGGCCACAUCUCUGUUUUCAAUAUAUUUGAAGAAUCUAUAUAAGGCAGUACUGUUAACAGCUA